This is a messenger RNA of Gadus chalcogrammus (walleye pollock), 2382 nucleotides long. Its product is annotated as transmembrane and coiled-coil domain protein 3-like. The coding region runs from base 422 to 1951 and encodes 509 amino acids. The record is from RefSeq and is a predicted model, not a curated record. Gene Ontology annotation, cellular component: endomembrane system. NCBI's taxonomy places the organism in Eukaryota, Metazoa, Chordata, Actinopteri, Gadiformes, Gadidae. The transcript is spliced from 6 exons.
GUGUGUGUGUGUGUGCGUGUGCGUGCGUGUGUGUAUGUCUCUCUGCGUGCGUGUCCGUGUGUGUGCGUGUCUAUCUGUGUGCUUGCUUUGUGUGUGAGUUGCUAUCUCUGCGCGUGCGCGAGCGCGUUUGUGUGUUUGAGUUGGAGGAUUAUCUCCUUGCUGCUGCUCUGGAGGAGUGACGGGAAAGGAAGCGUGUAGUCGCUGUCGGACUACUGCGGCGACAAGUAGUCGACCCAGUGAUGGCAUGCGUGUAACCGCCGCGUCCCCUUCCACGGACCACCCUAACCUUUCGUUAAAGGACAAUCAGCAACUAUUCUUUUACCGUCGACGACCCCGCUCGGGAUUAUGUCCGGAGACCGUGUCCCGUUGGAGAAAAGUUUAUCCGAAGAAGUAGAGAUCUCAGAAUUACACCCAAGGCGUUAUGACGGACCGCGGGCUCUUCGAUGGCGCUAACAGCCUCGUCCUGCCGGCGGGGCUGCGGCGCGGCGGCUCAGAGUCCAACCUGGACGUGGUGGACAGCGGCGGCGAGGGGGGUGUCGGCCUGGACUUCACCAAGGGCGCGCUGGCCCUCGACGGCCUGCAGCAGAAGAUCCUCAAGGUGACGGAGCAGAUCAAGGUGGAGCAGACCGCACGCGACCAGAACGUGGCGGAGUACCUGAAGCUGGUCAACAACGCAGACAAGCAGCAGGUCGGCCGCAUCCGCCAGGUGUUCGAGAAGAAGAACCAGAAGUCUGCGCACGCCGUCGCGCGGCUACAGCGCAAGCUCGAGCAGUACCACCGCCGCGUGAAGGACGGCGAGGGCGGUGGCGCUAAGACGGGCCCCCGGGAGCCCGCACCCCCCGGUAGCGCUAACGGUAGCGGUAGCGGCGGGAGUAGCGGCGGCGGCGGCGGCGGCGGCGGCGGCGGCGGCGGCGGCGGCGGCGCUAGCCAGAAGGAGUCCGGCGGGGGGAGCCGCAGCAAGGAGGGCAGCCUGCGGGACGUGAGCUCCACGGGGCGCCACCACCCCCCCCAGCACCACCCGGCGCUGGACAAGGUGAAGACCAUCGGGCCGGGGGUGUCGCUGUCGCCGCCCUUCUUCUUCAACAAGUCGCGGGAGAUCGCCAACCUGAUCCGCAACAAGUUCGGCAGCGCCGACAACAUCGCCCACCUCAAGAGCUCCAUGGAGACGGGGGCGGGGCUCCAGGCGGCGGGCGGGGCGGCGCGCGCGCUCAGCGGCAGCGCCAACACGGUGGCGUCCCGGGCGCCCAAGUACACCAGCGACGACGAGUGCUGCUCCACGGGGACCUCGGCGUCGGCCGACUCCAACGGCAACCGCGGCUCGGGGGCGGGGUCGGCCGGGAGGGCGGAGUCCCAGGGGGCGCGGCUGGGCGAGGUGCUGGAGGUGGUGCGGGAGAUCCGGGAGGCGCAGGCCCAGCUGGCGGAGGACAUGGAGGCCAUGAAGAGCCAGUUCAAGCAGGACUACGGCUACUUCACCCGCACCAUCCAGGAGGAGAGAUACCGGUAUGAGCGGCUGGAGGACCAGCUGAACGACCUCACAGAGCUCCACCAGCACGAGACCAUCAACCUGAAGCAGGAGCUGGCCGCCAUCGAGGAGAAGGUGGCCUACCAGGCCUACGAAAGGGCCCGCGAUAUCCAGGAGGCGCUGGAGUCGUGCCAGACGCGCGUGUCCAAGCUGGAGCUGCAGCAGCAGCAGCAGCAGCAGUCCACCGCCCAGCCGGAGAGCGCCGACGCCAAGGUGCUCCUCGGCAAGUGCAUCAACAUCAUGCUGGCCAUCGCCACGGUGAUCCUGGUGUGCGUCUCCACUGCCGCCAAGUUUGCCGCGCCCCUGCUGCGCAGCCGGCUCCACCUGGGACUCACCUGCACCGCGCUGUCUCUGCUGGCGCUGGUGUGGCGGCACUGGGACAACCUGCAGGGGGCGCUGGAGCGCACGCUGCUGCCGCCGCCGCGCUGACUCGUGUGUGCGUGUGCAUGUGUGUGUUUGUGUGUCGGGAUGGACCCCGCACACAGACAUGCGCACGCAGACCUUUGAACUAUAAACACACACACACACUCACUUGUCUUUGUGGGGACACAGGAUUACCUGGCAGCCACACACUUAAGGGACGUCACUUUAGAAACACUACAGAUUUUGGGGACACUGCUUUCGAGCACAUUGUGAUUUUGUUUUAUUGCGUUCCUAUUUCGAGGUUGUUGUGUAACCGUGAAUCACCCCGGAGGUAAGCACCCGGAAAGUGUUAAAUUAUUUCCAAAGUGAAACUAAUGGUUCUCUUUCUAAUGAGCUGUUUUUUCCGUAUUCUUUUAUGUCCCCAAUAAGGAAAGUGUGUUUGCGCAGGAGAACGGGAACAAAUCAAUGCAACGUCUACACCUCAUAGUGAUCUGUGA